UGGCGCAAAGGUGCUGGAUGACUCUGGUGAUCUAGAACAGGGGCUGGAGGGGUUUGGUGAUAUCAUUGUGCACCGGGUGACACAGAUGGGUGUGAAGCCUUGCCGCUACAUUGAGGGGGGGCGCAGCUACGAGCUGAGUCCUGGGCUGGCCCGCCGGCUUCUGCGGCUGGACGAGAAGCUGUACGAGUGCCCUGAAUGUGGCAAGAGCUUCAACCAGAGCUCCAAUCUGCACCGGCACCAGCGCACGCACACUGGUGAGCGCCCCUUCCACUGUGGCGACUGUGGCAAGAGCUUCAGUGAGAGCUCCUACCUCAUCCGGCACCAGCGCACCCACACUGGCGAGCGCCCCUACAAGUGCCCAGCCUGUGGCAAGGCCUUCUCCCGCAGCUCCCACCUGGCGCGGCACCAGCGCACCCAUACUGGCGAGCGCCCCUACCCCUGCACCGACUGUGGAAAGCGCUUUGGGCUCAGCUCCGACCUGGCCACACAUCGCCGCACCCACACAGGUGAAAAGCCGUUCCGCUGCACCGACUGUGGCAAGGCCUUCUCACGCAGCUCCCACCUAGUACAGCACCAGCGCACCCACACUGGGGAGCGGCCCUACCACUGCGCCCAGUGCGGCAAGAGUUUCUGCCACGGCUCCAACCUGCUGCAACACCAGCGGACGCACCGCGGUGAGCGCCCCUACCGGUGCCAGCAGUGUGGCAAGGCCUUCAGCCUCAGCUCCAAUCUGAUCCGCCACCAGCGCAUCCACACUGGUGAGCGCCCCUAUCGUUGCACCGACUGUGGACGCAGCUUUGUACUGAGUUCUGACCUCCUGCAGCACCACCGCGUGCACACAGGCGAGCGUCCCUAUCAGUGUCCUGACUGCGGCAAGGCCUUCUCACGCGCCGCCCACCUGGCCCAGCACCGCCGCACCCACACAGGCGAGCGCCCCUCACACUGCCAUCCAACUCCAUCAAGCCCCAGAGCACCCACUUGCAUGGCUGGCAGCCUGGCUGGCCACACACAGAAGGUGGGGAAGGCCCCCAAGAUGGCGGGGCCAGCAAGGAGGUGGAGAGGCAGGCACAGCCUUAGCGCACAGCAGUGCUUGGAGCAUGGGACCUACUACACACAAGAAUCCAUUAUUGCCAUCCUCCUAGCCAGAUCACUUGGAUGAAGUGAGAACCUAUUAAACACCAUGGAACCCUGCUCCGGAUGCUGCCGGGAACCUAUUAAAUGUUGCGGACCCUACUGCUGCUUUAAGAGCCACAUCACAACCCACAAUGUAUUGUACAUCAGACUAUGCUGCAAUAGGGUUCAUAACCACCCAGCCUAUCAAGCAUCCAGCAACUCAACCCUGGCUCCAGCACAGUCCUUUGGGCUUGUUUAAGUUGGCCUGGUUUAGAAGCAAGUUUUUUGGGCCUGGUGCAAACAUGAUCUCAGCGACCUGCAGGUGAGAGCAGCCAA
Pelodiscus sinensis (Chinese soft-shelled turtle) is the source of this 1449-nucleotide messenger RNA. The record is from RefSeq and is a predicted model, not a curated record. Lineage: Eukaryota; Metazoa; Chordata; Testudines; Trionychidae.